AUAUCCUCGGAUGUUGGGAUGUGGUGCCGUCUCCUAGACAAGUUAGUUGCUACAGCAGCAUCAGCGACCGACACAGACAAGAGAGAUGGAGGACUUUGAAGAUGUGGAAGAGGCUCCGCCCUCCAACGAAGAGCUGAUCCCUUGUAAAAUCUGUGGAAGGAGCUUCUUCACUAAAGUCCUGAAGAAACAUACCCCAAUCUGUCAGAAAGCAGCAGCUAAGAAGAGGAAGGUGUUUGACUCUGGCAGGCAGAGAGCUGAGGGAACAGAGAUCUCCACUAUCAAACCUAUCAAAUCUAAGUCACACACUUCUACCACCACUGCUAAGACUGUGAAACCGGAGCCUCCUAAGAAGCAGUCUAACUGGCGCAGGAAACACGAGGACUUCAUUGCCACCAUCAGAGCUGCAAAGGGCAUCACUCAGGUCAUGAAGGAUGGGGGACCCUUACCCCCUCCUCCACCACCCUCCUACGACCCAGAUUAUAUCCAGUGUCCAUUCUGCGAGCGGCGGUUCAGUGAGAAUGCAGCAGACAGACACAUGAAAUUCUGUAAGGAGCAGCACGCUCGCAUGCAGAAUAAGGCCAAGGUACCCGGGGUUGUGGACGCCAAGAAAACACCUGCACGCACACAGUUCAAGCCUCCUGCUCCUGUGAAGAAGGCUAACUCUCCUGCUGUGCCCUCUUCCUCCCGUUUACCCCAGAGAUCUGUCCUGGGCCAGCCCUCCGGGAUUUCAUCCAGUAAGGUUCCCUCUGCAGGAUCAGUGAGGAGCGCUCCGUCUGGUUACUCUCCUAAACGCAGCGCCACUUCUGGCCUCACUAGUCCACCUUCAGGUGUUGGAGGUAAGCCCCGUCCAGUAGGUUCCUAUGGCUCUGUGAAAAUCUCUCAGACAGCAGGGGGACUCAACAACAGGAAAGCCUACAACACAGACAAAUACAACUCCAGGAGCGAUGGCAAAAGUGAAAACGUGGAUAAUGUGGAUAAUGGGGAAUGUUGACAAAGUUCUGCCACGAGUGUGGAACACAGUACCCUGUAGACUGGGCCAAGUUCUGCUGUGAGUGUGGGGUCCGUAGGAUGUGUAUUUAAAGGAGGAGA
This is a messenger RNA of Oncorhynchus nerka (sockeye salmon), 1089 nucleotides long. It is a transcript of the gene zc2hc1a, whose product is annotated as zinc finger, C2HC-type containing 1A. The transcript is spliced from 10 exons. Bases 86 to 991 code for a protein of 301 amino acids. NCBI's taxonomy places the organism in Eukaryota, Metazoa, Chordata, Actinopteri, Salmoniformes, Salmonidae. The record is from RefSeq and is a predicted model, not a curated record.